AGCUCAAAAUCAAAUACAAGCCGCCAAUAUAUAGCCUGCACAACGCCAUCCCUGCCUGCACACCACUAAUCUGCACAUCUCACGCACUUCUAAACGACGCUUUCACUCUCUCUCGGCGAAAAUGAGCAAGUUUUCCGGCGAGCUACAGCGGCCAUUAGUGCCUGAAACCGAAAAGCAUGGGUUUGCCAACCAAUCGCUAGAGAGCAUUUUGAGUGACAGUGAGUUGGGAUGGGGGAGGAAGGCGGUGGCUGCGACGGGGGUGGAGAUGAAGUUGCUAUGGAGGAUCGCGGCGCCUGCGGUGGCGGUUUAUAUGCUGAACUACGUGAUGUCGAUGGCCACUCAAAUCUUCGCCGGCCAUUUGGGGAACCUGCAGCUCGCUGCCUCCUCGCUCGGGAACACGGGCAUCCAGAUCUUCGCAUAUGGACUUAUGCUCGGCAUGGGCAGCGCAGUCGAAACACUGUGUGGCCAAGCCUAUGGAGCAGGCAAAUACGAAAUGCUCGGCGUCUAUCUUCAAAGAUCGACUGUCCUCUUAAUGGCGACCUCCAUUCCUCUCACUGUAAUCUAUGUGUUCUGUAAGCCCAUCCUCCUCUUCCUUGGAGAAUCUGAAGAAAUUUCAUCCGCCGCAUCGAUAUUCGUAUACGGUCUUAUCCCCCAAAUAUUUGCUUAUGCUGCAAACUUUCCCAUCCAAAAAUUCAUGCAAUCUCAGAGCAUAGUCUUUCCAAGUGCCCUCAUAUCAGCAGUCACUGUACUGAUUCAUUGCUUUCUAAGUUGGCUAGCAGUGUAUAAAAUUGGAUUAGGGCUUUUGGGUGCUAGUUUGGUUCUUAGUAUAUCAUGGUGGAUCAUAGUAGUUGCUCAAUUUGUGUAUAUUGUGAAUAGUGAGAGGUGCAAGUAUACAUGGACUGGAUUCACAUGGCAGGCUUUUAGUGGGCUUUGGGGGUUUUUCAAGUUGAGUUGUGCUUCUGCUGUGAUGCUGUGUUUGGAGACUUGGUAUUUCCAAAUAAUAGUCUUGUUGGCUGGCCUGUUGGAAAAUCCGGAGAUCGAGUUGGAUGCGCUAAGUAUAUGCUUUACGAUAUCGGGAUGGGUGUUCAUGGUGUCCGUGGGAUUCAAUGCGGCUGCAAGUGUAAGAGUGGGCAACGAGCUUGGUGCUGGGAAUCCAAAAUCGGCAGCAUUUUCAGUGGUGGUGGUGACAACGCUGGCUUUCAUCAUCUCAGUGGUAGCGGCCAUUGUGGUCCUUGCGAUUCGCAAUGUGAUCAGCUACGCGUUUACAGGGGGCGAAGUCGUGUCGAAUCGAGUGUCCGAUCUUUGCCCCCUGCUGGCCCUCACUCUCAUCCUCAAUGGGAUCCAACCUGUUUUAUCUGGGGUGGCGGUUGGUUGUGGAUGGCAAGCAUUCGUUGCGUAUGUGAACGUGGGGUGCUAUUACUUUGUUGGGGUCCCUUUCGGUUGCUUGCUUGGUUUCUAUUUCAACCUUGGAGCAAUGGGAAUAUGGUCCGGAAUGAUAGGAGGGACAUUGAUGCAAACCAUCAUCUUGACUUGGGUCACAUUGCGAACCGAUUGGAGUAAAGAGGUCGAGACUGCCCAGCAACGCCUAAACAAAUGGGGUGACAAGCAACCAGCAUUGGGCCAACAAGGAUGAUUGGCACUUCUUAGUGGUAUCACUGCACUAGUUUUGCAAUUUACGUCUUGGUUUUCUGGUGAUACUGGUUUUUCGGUGAAUAGUGGUAAUAUUUAGGGGACGGGUGUUUUAGUAAAAAUUUGACAUCCGACUCCAGAAAUUGUAAUAUCAAGCUUAAUUCUUCCUGCCUUUCUUCCAUUUGCAUUCAAUGCUUUAACUUCUUGAAAAUCUCUCUCUCAGGUGUACUGUGUCCUGCAAGUCUUGAAUUUCCAAAUUUCAAACCCUGUGGAUUUAGUUAUUAGUAUGUUAUUUAAUUUAUCGUAGUAA
Messenger RNA from Amborella trichopoda, 1939 nucleotides. Its product is annotated as protein DETOXIFICATION 40. Gene Ontology annotation, biological process: xenobiotic detoxification by transmembrane export across the plasma membrane. The record is from RefSeq and is a predicted model, not a curated record. Gene Ontology annotation, molecular function: antiporter activity; xenobiotic transmembrane transporter activity. NCBI's taxonomy places the organism in Eukaryota, Viridiplantae, Streptophyta, Magnoliopsida, Amborellales, Amborellaceae. Gene Ontology annotation, cellular component: membrane.